CGGUAAUGCGCCUUAAAUAGUCCAAUGAAGAAGAAGAAAACGAAAGUAGUUAUUUCUCAGGACAACCAACGCCCUAGAUGUUGAAUCCUGGGGCAGUAGAGCACAGCAUGGGUUGGAAACUCUUCUGCUGUGUUUUUACAUUGAUGGUUGGCCUUCUUGAAUGCCCCUCGAUUGCCAAUGGUAUCAUUCUUAAAACUGUGAAUUUGAAGCACUCUGUCACUCUCCCUUGCAAUGCAACCUGUGACAUUGGCAUCGUUUGGAGGAUUGUGGAUGGCCAGGACGUUGCCAAGAUUGACCAAGGAAAAUUAAUUGAAGGAAAGCGCUUUGAGAAGAGGGUGGAAAUCAACAAAGACCUCUCUCUCACAAUCAGCUCUGCGGUGUACAAUGACAAGGGCUCAUAUGAGUGUGUCUGUGAUAAACGGAAUGUUGCAGAUGUGAAGCUAGAUGUUCUGGUCCCGACAGAAAUAUCAGCUCACGUCGGAGAUAAUGUCACACUUCACUGCUAUGGCUCAACCAAUAAGCAGGCAACCGAUGGUGAGAUUUAUGUCCAGUGGGAGAAAGAUGGACAGACUGUGCUGAAGAUUGACCCGACCAAUACUACCUUUGGCCCUGGAUUCAUUGACAGGACAUCAGUGACCAGGGAUGGUUACGGAGAGGGUGACCUGUCCCUCACCUUCACCGGUGUACGCUCGUCUGACCAGGGGACCUACCUGUGCUUCUUCAACCAGGAUAGUAAGCCAGGAUAUCCACAUGGAGUCACUCUCACUGUUAACGAAAAGCGAUCGGAGCCUGCAAUGAUUGAUAGAGAAAGGAGUAGGGUACCAGUGAUAGGAAUAAAUAUUCUACUUCUGUUAAUCAUUUGUGUGCUCGUGUUACUGGCGAUUCACAAGAGAAAAAGGAGACAGCCAACAGUGGGCUUCACAGUCACGGGAAAAGAGGACACCACGAUGAUCAACACAGCAUCACCAGCACAUCUGUCCAUUGAGGAUCUUCCUGUUCCAGUUCAGGACAGCCAACCGUUGUCAGAAGUUCAAAGAAUCCAGAAUUGUUGUGAUGAUCAUCUUGAUGAGGCCACGUGUCCUGAGGGGAUGGAUGAACGCACAGAGGAAGAGGAGGAGCUCCAUCUCCCAGUAGCUGAAAGUGGGACACUGCUAGAGCAGGAGAAGAGUAGCACAGGGAGUUGAGUUAUGUAUGAAAGUAGUAUGUUCUGGUUGCCAACUUCUUUGUUGUCGUGAAAUGUUGGAUGAAAUGUUCUAUGUUCACUGAAGUGGAUGUGGAUGUCUUCCUAUCAUAGUUUACUAUAUGAAUCGGUAGCCAAUGACUGUAGCUUGAUUGCCUUGAAUCAAAUGAUACAGGGUUUAUUUUAUCUAGGGCCCAGUCUUUGCUGAUGUUCUGCCUAGUCUUCCAGUUUAAAGCUAGUGAUUUUAAACCAGCAUAAGCAUUUUAUUGGGGGGUGAGAGGUAUAAAGGAGGAUCCUUUGAGUGUGUGAAUAUGAAAGGGAAGCUGGUAAGGUAUAAAGGAGGAAUCAUUCAUCUCUCUGGUGGUGGUGCUACUGAUAUUGUAACUGGAAGGUUUACUAGUCAAGAUCAAUGUCACAUUUAAUCUGGCCUUGCUUGAUAUCAAAGGGGAUAUCACGGUACGUGUAAUAGACAAUAUCCCCACAAGAGGGCAGACGUACACCAUAAUUUUUAAGUAAACUAUGAUUAUUUUUGGGUCAGUGAUACACUUGAGACGUCCCUACCCUAAAUCCUAACCUUAAUCCACAAGCAAUACUUUAAUCCUUACAUUAACUAUUUUACAUUUCAACUUCUGUGGGGUAGGCACGUCCCAAGGAUCCUCGAUAACAGAUGAAUGUAUUAUUAUAACGUAUUACAUGAUGCGUAAUAAAUAUAUGUAUUUGCUAAAUGAUUAUAAAGAAUGUUUGCUAUA
Oncorhynchus gorbuscha (pink salmon) is the source of this 1929-nucleotide messenger RNA. RefSeq lists its product as uncharacterized. The transcript has 5 exons. Gene Ontology annotation, cellular component: external side of plasma membrane. Gene Ontology annotation, biological process: negative regulation of T cell proliferation; immune response; positive regulation of T cell proliferation. Lineage: Eukaryota; Metazoa; Chordata; Actinopteri; Salmoniformes; Salmonidae. The record is from RefSeq and is a predicted model, not a curated record. Bases 78 to 1184 code for a protein of 368 amino acids.